GCAAGACAAUGUGAAAUCUUAUGUAAACUUCUGAUCAUAGAACAACAACCUCGUGUUUUUUAUCGCAAUCGAGGAAUACCUUGGGUGUGGGAAUAACAUUGGAAAGCGGUGUUUUUAGCGAAAAAAGCGCUGGAAAAAGUCAACCUAUCGCAAUGUCGAUUGAAGUCGAUAUAGAUAAACGUAAUCGGAAUAAUAACAAGUGGCAUAGAUACUGAGGGAAGCCGAAUAUUUGAUAAGACUCUCUCAUAAAACCGGCGCUGGAUCUUAUCAGUACUGAAAGUGUUCCUCAGCUCGUCGGUAGCAAAAAGAUGUCUGUUCCGACAUGGUUGGAUCGGGACUUCUUCGCGGGCGCUCUCAGCGCCUACGAAAAGGACGCGGAUCUGAAAGUGGCGGACGUUGAAGUGAAAAGUAUUCAGGACUCCAGUGAACCGACAACAAGUGCCAUCUUCGCCGCCAAAGUCCGCUACACCUUAUCAACCAGCACUGAAGAAUGUGUCGUGAGGUUGAUCGUCAAGACACCGAUUGCUUUCGACAACUCUGGAAGCAGUCCUGAUUCUCUCUUUGACACUGAGAUCGAAAUGUACACCAAAACGCUGCCCGCCAUUGGAAAGUUUCUCCUCUGCUCGCUGGACGAGCGAGUCUUUUUCCCCAAUUUGAUUUAUCACGCCAAAAGCCCGAACUACGUUCUGGUCUUCGAUGACAUCACCGAUAAGGGCUUCGCGAAGGAAACCAAGCAACUCAACUAUGAAAACUCCAAGCUCGUCUUCGCCAAACUGGCCAAAUUGCACGCCUGUUCGAUGCUUCUGGAGCAGAAGACCAACGAGGUGUCUGACUACAAGCAAGGCCUUUUCCGUGUUCGUCCUGACGGUGUUGAACACAUGCUGAACUCCAUCAGCAAGCUCAUCGAUGAAAUCUCCACCUGGUCUGGCCAUGAAGUCUACGUGGAGAAGUUCAAGAGCAUCCACAAGAAUUUCCAUCGGAAAAUCCGGCGCUUGUACAGCGUCAAUCCGCCCACGCACGGUUAUAAUGUCCUGAAUCACGGCGACUUUCACUUCAGGAACAUGAUGUUCAAGACGGAUAGGCUGGGAAGUGCCUAUGAUUUCAUGCUUGUCGAUUACCAAGUGUGCAUCUGGGGCUCUCCCGCCCUCGAUGUUAUCUAUGCGCUCUACAUGGUGGCUUCCAAGGACACCCUGGAGCAGCAUCGUGAGGACCUGCUCUCGCACUACUACAGCGAGUUCGUGGAGGCACACAGAGUGCUCGGAAUCCGCGAGAAACCACCUUCCAGACUGGAUUUCAACACCGAACUCGUCCGUCACGGGAUUUUAGAAAUGAUAAUCGCGGUGUGCUUUAUGCCUUACGUUCAUGUGGAUUUCUCCAAGAUCAGUAUGGAUGAACUGAUGGCCAAUGGAGAGGCAUCGGAAGACGCCCGGAAGAAAAUCUACGGACAUCCGGAUUACAAGAAAGCCAUCCAGUUGCUACUGCCCGAUUACUUGGCAAAGGGUUUUCUUGAUUAAUUCAUAAUUAAUUUAUCCCAAAGAGAUGCUUAGCAAAAAGGGCCGGAUUUGUGCAAAUACAGCAGGUUGAUUCUUACCAAAUUCCAGUGGAAUGUACAGAAUAAACACCAAAUUGUUCGAGAGUAUGUUAAUAAGAAAUAUUAUUCAAUAAAUACUUGAGAAAAACAC
Molecule: messenger RNA, 1682 nt
Organism: Phlebotomus argentipes
Lineage: Eukaryota; Metazoa; Arthropoda; Insecta; Diptera; Psychodidae
Exons: 3
Coding region: 309-1514 (401 amino acids)
Source: RefSeq, a predicted model, not a curated record